GGUGAACCCGUGCGUUAUAUAAGUUAUAGUAGGUGAAUGGUCAGAGUAAUAGUGUGUUGGAGCUGGUGUUUGUGUCAACGACUCCUGUGUGCGUGGAACGUGUGCUCAGCUGCCUUUUGCUUCACUUCGCUUCACCCCUGACCAACUGUCAGACAGAAAAACAAGCAGGUGAAGCGUUGAGGGAGGCAGACUCACGUUGGCAUCUCACCUGCUCAGGUAACGGAGACACAGACGCGCAUCGAUGUCUGCAACUGUGGGACCCGUCUCCUCGGUGUCCACUGGGGUCCGAACCAUGUUCGCAAUGCUCACACCGAAUGAGUCCUCCUUUGAGAAAGUGGAAGAUGUGCCUCUCUAUGUGCAACAGGCCACUCCUUUCUUUGUGGGUCUGAUGGUGUUGGAGCUAGUCGUGGGUGUGCUGAAGACGGGGGCCCCGGUGGUGACAAUCAAUGAUGGACUCACCUCUAUUUCAGCAGGAAUGAUCUCCAGACUCCCUAUGUUGUUCUUUCGUGGCUUUGAGCUGACAACGUACAUGUAUGUAUGGGACCAGUACCGCCUAGUGGAACUGCCCUGGGAUUCUGCCUCGACCUGGUGGCUCACCUUUGUGGGAGUGGACUUCUGCUACUACUGGGUCCACCGCUUUGCUCAUGAGGUGUCCAUCCUGUGGGCUGCCCAUCAGGUCCACCACAGCUCUGAGUUCUACAACAUGACCACGGCCCUCAGGCAGUCCCUCACCCAGCAGUUCACAUCAUGGAUGUUCUACCUGCCCAUGGCUCUGGCUAUCCCUCCAUCAAUUUUUGCCGUUCACAUUCAGUUGAAUCUACUUUACCAGUUUUGGAUCCACACAGAGUUGAUCAGAGACCUCGGACCUUUGGAGUGGGUCUUUAACACCCCAAAGCAUCACAGAGUUCACCAUGGGAGGAACCUGUAUUGCAUUGACAAGAAUUAUGGUGGAAUACUGAUCAUAUGGGACCGACUGUUUGGUACUUUUGCUCUAGAGUCGGAUAAAGUGGUGUACGGUCUCGUCUUCCCUAUCAAGACUUUUGACAUCCUCUAUGUCCAGCUACACUACUACUGGGGCUUGUGGAGAAAGUCCAAAAAGUACAACAUCACCAACAAAUUGUCAACUUUCAUCAAAGGGCCGAGCUGGAAGCCAGGUAAACCCCGGCUGGGUGACCACUGUGAAAACCCAAAGGUUACAGGAAAGGAAGUGCCUUAUGAUCCCAGCUGGCCACUGCCUUUGCAAGUUUAUGUAGUUUUACAUUUCCUGCUGGUGCUGUGGGCUUACCAUGAUGUGUUUGAAAACAAGAUGAUGCUGUCCCAGUUAACUGUGUUGGGGAUGACCUGCUACAUUCUGUUAACACUCACGUCCCUGGGUUACAUCAUGGACCAAAGGCCAUCAGCAGCUGCCUUGGAGAUGCUGCGGUGUGUCAUCAUGGUAACAAUGCAGAGAUACAGCUACGUGACUCCUUUGCUGCCUUCGUUGGCUGUAGCCACAAAGGCCUUUGUCUCCCUCUCUCUGCUGUUCUGGGCUCUGCACUGCUUUACCCAGCUGCUCAGCAUCAAGAGGAAAACGGGAUGAGUCGACAGACUGACGCCUCUCAACCAGACAACUGGCAGGGAGAUUCGCCUCUUCUUAUGCAUAGUAGCAGCUGAUGCCUAAUGUUCUAAUCAUUCUAAACUAAUACUAUAGUAUGUUAGUGUGAAUGUGGCAUACUGUAGAGCAACUUCUCAGUUUUAAUGGGAAAGCACUGAAGAGACCAGUGGACCCACUUCUGAUACUUUGGAUGUACUUCCUUGCAUAUUUAAUACUACUUAACUAUGUAUGUAUUGUGUAAGGCUAUAUGCAAAAGCUAAGAGAUUAACACAUUUUAUAGCAUUGAUGGAAUUCCACCUGCAAAUCAGAGUGAGGGAUAUCAAACUGAAAAGCUUUCUCAACAUAAUUUAGUUUCUCAAAUAAUGAGAUCCUUUACACAAAUAAGAUAUUUUUUCAAGUGACAUUUUUUUCAAUAGAAUGAGGUUUUAAAAAAUUACACUGUUUCUUAAAAUAAUGGGGUAAUUUCUGAAAUAGAGAUUUUAUAAAAUUAAAAAUUCUCAAUGAUAAUAGUUGUAGUAAUAGUAAUAAUAGUAGUAAUAGUAAUGUUUUUAAAAGUUUACUUGAUUUCCCUAAAGUAAUGACAUAAUUUCUCAUUCAAGUAAUAGUUUCUCAAAAUAAUUAGAGUUUAUCAAAGGAUGAGAUAUGUCCUCAUACGAAUUUUAUAUUUUCUCAACUCAAGUACAUACUUUAAAAAAAAAAAAAAAAAAAAGACAUAAUUAGUGAGGUAAUUUG
Molecule: messenger RNA, 2326 nt
Organism: Sphaeramia orbicularis (orbiculate cardinalfish)
Lineage: Eukaryota; Metazoa; Chordata; Actinopteri; Kurtiformes; Apogonidae
Gene: agmo
Product: alkylglycerol monooxygenase
Exons: 13
Coding region: 242-1579 (445 amino acids)
Biological process (GO): lipid biosynthetic process
Cellular component (GO): endoplasmic reticulum
Molecular function (GO): glyceryl-ether monooxygenase activity; iron ion binding
Source: RefSeq, a predicted model, not a curated record